UUCUUUUCUUACAUAGCUAUUCAGAAAUCUUGCAUUGCAACGCGCUCAAGCUGAAGAAAUUGUGGCUUAAAAUGGAACACGAGAAGGUCUCGGAGAGGUCUCAAAAACAUAGAACUGGCCUUGAUUUUACAGGGUUAGGGAUUUUUUUGUCGCUAAUUAGUGUUGUGGCCGCGAUAGUGCUUGGUCUCACAGUUGCACGUUUCGCAGUGUACGACAUGGAACUGAAAACGUCCGAGUGUAGAGUCUUAUCCACUGGAGUAGCAAGCGAAAGGAUGAAUUGUAGUUGCACGAACACCGUGCCCUCUUUCAUGUCGUCUAAGUCGUCCUACCCUUGCCUUCUGAUAGAAGUUGCCUUGUACGCGAACGGUGAAGAGCACACAGCCUAUCUGUAUGAAAAUAGUUACAAGGAGAAAAAUAAGUGCAGCACUCAGCCGUGUGACUGCCUCGACGUCAAUAAUGAUGGAAAUGUGACAGUGUUUUGGAUUAAUUAUGGUGGAGUUAACGACACGUACACUUGUUACUACAAUCCCAAAAAUCUCAACGAAGCUUUUACAAAAAGACUUUUGAAGAGUGAUGGCAUGAAGUUGAUGCAUUCCUUCUUGUGGCCAGGGCUAGUUUUGGGUAUCGGCAUCGUCUUUCUGGGUAUAGGGUUUUGCCGAGAUAAAGGACACUGCCGUUACAGGAAGCAGAAUGAAUCCUCCAGUUCUGUUCCAUAUCAAGAUCUUUCGUCAAUGGCCUAAUCAUAAACAUUUUAUCAUAAAUUGUAUGAAAGAUUAGCUAUCGUAUUAAUGUGUGGUUGAAUCAAGCAUAUAGUUAGGUUAUUGUUUCAAUCUGUUUUCGAUUUUCAAGUGCCUUUAACCUUUUAUUAUCAUACGGAUCACAUCUCAGAGAUUUUCCUCUGUCUUAAGAAGUUACCCCUGAUUUUAAAGCUGCAUCCUUUUGCCUUCUUUUUUUUUAAAUUUCUUUCUGUGCAGCUAUCGAUCCCUGAUAUCGCACAGAUAAAGUUGACAUUGACCAAGUCUGCUUCAGGUCUGCUCUGACAAAUGAUCGUCAACUUUCAGAGUUACACCAAAUAAAAGAAAGAAACUCCACAUUGGGCUUAUAGGCGCGUAUCGUUUAGGUAAUUUCACAAAUUACUCAGAGUUGUAGCUGCAAAGCGGUCGUAUAUUAAAACUAAAAUUAUAAAGAAAGGUUUCCUCA
Messenger RNA from Pocillopora verrucosa, 1200 nucleotides. NCBI's taxonomy places the organism in Eukaryota, Metazoa, Cnidaria, Anthozoa, Scleractinia, Pocilloporidae. The record is from RefSeq and is a predicted model, not a curated record.